CCUGCUGCUCCUUCACCACGAACAGUUGCUGGCACUUAGGGCGUGUCUCUCAGCCUCUGUCAUUGCCCUGCUGCUGGUUUUCCCCGUUCUCCACACGGUCACUGACAGUUCUGUUCUGAAUGACCUAACUUGUACUUAUGAUCAGCUCAGCUCCAUAUAGGAAUAAGUGUAAUGAAAACUGUAAGUCAAAAUAUUACUCCAAAUUAGCUGUGUGGAAGGGAAAUCUUUCUUCCCCUGGAACAGCUUUCCGAGAUGUGGUCAACUCUUUAUAGUUUAUGUAUUUAUCAUUUUGGAUGUUUGGUUACUUUAAAAGCAUUCUCAUUUAGAAAGUUCAUACUCAUAAUGACCUGGGGAAGUUUCCUUCUAGACAAAAUAGUGAACUAAUUGGAAGGAUGUGAACACCAACUAUUUGGCAUUUGAUUUCUUGAAGGGGAGGAGAAUUGAUAAAAACAUUUGGCCUGCGUGACCCAUCCUGCCAGAAUCUUUUCCUUGGUUGAUACUUCUGUGUUCCAGGUGGCUCCAUAUUCCAAGGAACCCAGAGACCCCGACCAGUGUGGCUCAGGGAGGAGAGAAGGGGGACCUGCUUCCGUCUCUUGGAAACAGGCUAUCUCUGAUGGGCUGGUUUUCCUUUUACAGAAUUGAAUGAGUCUGGAAACUGGGGAUAUCUGAGCCACUGCCCUUCACUGAGACCCUAUGCAAAGAUGUUGGGUGGGAUCAGCCACUUUGCUCUCUGCUUCUAGGGAGCAGCACCUAGUCAGAUACAGGGUGACCUAGGGAUAUGGUUACAAGGAUUAUUCUCUGUUCUGUCCUAGUGGAUAGGUCCUUGUGAAACCAAAACAGAUUGUUUUGGGAAAUAAUUGACUCAUCUGCUGCCAAUUCUUAACAGGAAGAGCCAUGACUAAACACUCUCCCCACACUGAUUUCUUUCUAUCCUGGCUCUCUAGCGUCAUCAGCUGGUAGACAAACACUACAGCGAAUGCAGUUCCAUCUGCCAGGAAUUUAUCCUGUGGAGAUACUCAGACAAGUGUCAACUGGGUGAACAAAGGUUUUCACUGCUGCUUUGUUUAUAGCAGCAAAUAUGGAAAGGAACCUAUGUGUCCAUCAAAAAGGGACUGUUUAUAUCAUAGCAUAUCCACCUAGUGGAAUAUUAAAAUCUCUGUUAAAAAGAACACAUUACUGAAGAGAACCACAAGCCUUCAAAACUAUCAUCAUUUAUGAUACCUGGGCAGGUUUAUAUUUCUUAAAACAUUCUGCAUAUUUAAUGUUUUAAACAUUCUUUAAGGUAAGCUUUUAUUUUAGUAAAAACACUUUUUUUUUUUUUUAAGUAAUCUCUACACCCAACGUGGGGCUUGAAAACUCACGACUCCUAGAUCAAGAGUCUCAUGCUUGACCAGCUAAGCCAGUCAGGUGCCCCUCUCACGAAGAAAACUCUUUACCAGAGUUACACCACCGUGAAUUUACAUUUCUUUCUCCUGAGAUUUUACUGGUUCAUAUUAAGACCUUAGUCUGUCAGCCAGCUAUCACACAGCCUCAGUGAGAUGAGUUUUCGUUGAGACUGUAAUAUUGACCAGCAGGGUGGGGUUUCUCCUUAAAAGUUAGUAUUAGCUAUGGUAGGGGAGCAAGUUAAUUAAGUGGAGUCACUUUCAGGAGGAGUUGAUCCUGCUUCUCUUCCAGGUACAGGUCAUAGACCAUACUGAUGACUGAACUGCAGGACAUGAAAAUAGAAACUUAUAUUCAUGCCACAGCAAUCCGUAGGUACCAGGAUUGAGCGUGUGUGUAGAGUUCAUUGCCUGACAGAGAUUUUGGUAGAAUAGGAUUGAAACUACCACAUCACUGUGUAACUUUGGACAAGUUCAGCCUGUUUUUCUAUCACUUGGAUGGGAACAAUCAUACAUUUUUCACGAGGUACUGGAUUAAAUGGGGUAGCUCAUCGAGUACUUGGCAUUCAGUGUGUCAGUGGCAAGGAAAUCAUCCAGUAGAAUGACAAAAUUAACCACCAGACUUUGUCCUUUCCCUUACCGUGUUUCUAAGGUGUUAGAAGUAACAGCAAAUAAAAUGCCCACUCUUUAAAAACCCUCAUUCCUAUGAAUUCAUUUUUCCUCUUCUCAGGAGGAGGAAAACAUGUAAAAUGUGUUCUGAUAUUGAAAAAUCCUCAUUUCCUUGUCUAAAAUUUUAUCAAGGUAAAUUAAACUGAGAUGAAAGAUUUACAAGUUAGUCAGAACUUAGUAAUAAAUAAUCAUACUUCUUAUUAACUAGAAAGGGCAUACCAGGAAUAGUGUGCCGAGGACAAAGGAUUUAGAGAUUGACUGUGUUGCCCAAAGAAGUGUUGCAAGACAAAUAGACUUUAAUAAAACAUUUAGAAAUGAGUCACUCGGGGCGCCUGGGUAGCUCAGUUGGUUAAGCGACUGCCCUCGGCUCAGGUCAUGAUCCUGGAGUCCCGGGAUCGAGUCCCGCAUCGGGCUCCCUGCUCGGCAGGGAGUCUGCUUCGUCCUCUGACCCUCCCCCCUCUCAUGCUCUCUCUCUCUAUCUCAUUCUCUCUCUCAAAUAAAUAAAUAAAAUCUUUGAAAAAAAAAAAAAGAAAUGAGUCACUCGGGCGCUUUUAUCUAUGUAAAAAAAUAAACUUACUCUACUAAGAAAUAUAUACAUUGCAAUCCCUAAGAAGACUAAGCAGUAUUAGGCAGAAAAACAUUUUGCUAGAGAAAUAAAAUGUGAGCUUUCGUCACUGAAAACCGUUGUAGCACCACUGAUGUGUAGUACGGCUAGAACUACUUCGCACGGUGAAGAUGUGUAGUUCAUGUUAGUGGCAACAAACCCGUGGUAAGGAAGUACUGAUUUUUAUUCAUCCCAGCUCCUUGCAUGAUGCUGAGAGAAGUACAAAAUAUGGUUAAUAUUAUGUGAUAUAUGAUACAGAUAAGAGGGUUUUUGGUGCACAUAUCCAAUGCAGAGGAGAGUUCAUGAGCACGAGUACAACAGGAGUAGGUAAUACCGUGAGGAGGAUUAAAACCAGGAGCCGUGACCAGGAGGUUAACCCAGACUUGCAGUAAUUAGGAGAGAACCUUCUCUCCAAACCCCAUGACCAAAAGUCAGAUCAGUAGAGGCCCAUCAUUCUGAGACCUCUAGAAAAUGAAAAGGUGCGGCGGGAAGCGUUUUCUUCAGAUACAUGGUGGGAAUCUCAAAGACCUUCGGAUUAUUAGACCCUGUUUGCUUUUCUAGAGUGAAUAUGGAUAUAAUUUAUUUACUAAAUAUUUGUUGAGUUUUCCCAGCUAUUUUCCAGUUACUCAUCAAAAAAUAUUUGAGGGUCUGCUUGGGGCCAGCUACAAAAUUGACUGAAGUUAGGUUUUCUUUUCUUAAGAAAGUUCAGUCUGGUCACAAACAGGCGGUUACUGUAGGGGGUGGCAUAGGCCUCAAGAGUCAGGGCUCUGCACUGAGGGUGGAGGAGUGAUGCUUUGGAACUGGAGAGUAUGGAGGUUUGGGGCAUGUCAGCCCCACCAAAGAAUCUGAGAAUGUUUUGUUUAUUUUAUUUAUUUGUUUAUUUGACAGAGAGGGAGAGAGAGAGCAAGCACAAGCAGGGGGAAAGGCAGGCAGAGAGAGAGGGCGAGGGAGAAGCAGGAUCCCUGCUGAGCAGAGAGCCUGAUGCAUUACUCGAUCCCAGGACCCUGAGAUCAUGACCCGAGCUGAAGGCAGAGGCUUAACUGACUGAGCCAUCCAGGCGCCCCCUGAGAGUGUUUUAAAGAGAUGGUGUCUUCUGGGUAGAGCCAGGUUUAGUUAGGUCGUUUCUGAGGAUCCAGGAGGAAAGCUUGGGAGGGAAAAGAGUAGCAGUAUAUGGUUGGGUUUGGGAAGGUGAAGUAUAUGAUAGUAAAGGAGAGUGGAAAGGCCUAGAGUGUGGAGUGCUAAAUUUUGAGUGGUGACCAAAGAUAAACUAAGAUAAGAGGCAUGGUGGAUUGGGGUGCCUGGGUGGCUCAGUUGGGUAAGCAUCUAAUUCUUGACUUUGGCUCAGGCCAUGGUCUCCAGGUCGUGAGAUCGAGCCCUGAAUUGGGCUCUGCGCUCAGUGCAGAGUCUGCUUGAGAUUCUCUCUCCCUUUUCUUCUGACCCCCCCCAACCCCUGCUCGCACUCUCUCUCUAAAUAAAUAAAAUCUUAAAAAAAAAAAAAAUGAAGCAUGGUGGAUUUAGCUGGCCAUCAGAUUCCCAAAUGAAUUGGUUCCAGCUGUGCUGCACUGGGGGAAGGUGAGAACUCCCAUCUCUAAGAUGGUGUGUACCACCAAUAUAGAUCACCAAAUAAUGACCCACAAUUCAGAAUAGUGAAAGAAGAAUAGCAAAGUUGAUCAUAUGGAUGAAUAAAAUAAUUCAUUUUUUAGACUUUUCAGCAUCACACUGCAGAGGGUCUUAAGAGUUAAUACCAGUCAGACCUUCCAUUUGGCAGUCAUUGGAAGGCCUUUUCAACAUGCCUAAAGAGGGAGUGUUAGUAAAUUGCUUAGUAGAACCAAGAUUUUAAACAGCCUCACCCUGGAGUCAUGUUUCAAAAGGACUUAAAGUGGACCUUACCCAAAUUCUCCCUCCUCCAAAGAAAGAAAAGAAAUCUGAGCAUUGAAUACUUUUCUCUAUCUUUUGACAUACCCUGACAGAUUUUUUUUGUUGUUGUCCUAAUUCGUUCUGUGUUCUGAAACAUACUUGAGAAACCUGAGCACAAUGAUGAGGAUGGUAAAAGGACGCUGACUCAUUUUAUGUGAAGUAUGAUGGAUGAAACUAGGAUUAUGUAGCCUAAAGAAGGGAAGGUUUAAAAGCAUCCUGUGAAGAAAAGAAAUUAAAUGUAUCUGUUGCUGGACCUGUGGAUGUGAAUGGUCACAUGGGGAGCAUUACUGGAGGGCAGGCAAGGGGAAAGAAAUGUCUUUUGGAAAGUAUACCCAAGAGCCUCUUGGACACCUCUACCUGCAUUAUCCUUAGAUGCCUUGAAACUGACCUCUCCUCCUCCUGGUGCCAACCGCCUGUGACUACAUGAGGAGCCACAUCAGGGUCAGAAUGCUUGCUUUGUCAUCCAGAGCACAGGACUCCUGGUUGUCAAAUUUAAAAGUUCUGAAUCACUCCCCAAUGUCUGAUGCCUCUGUCAAUUUUGACUACAAAUCCCCCUCCCCGUUUGACCACAGCACUGAUCAGGAAGAGAAAAUUGAAGAUGUUGCCAGUCACUGUCUGCCUCAGGAGGCCCUGUAUGCUGCUGAGGAGGAAGCUGAGACCCUUUUUCCUAGGAAAAUGACAUCCCAUAAUGGAAUGGAGGACAGUGGAGGGGGAGGCACUGGAGUAAAGAAGAAAAGGAAGAAAAAGGAUCCAGGGGAGCAAGAGGGUACAGCAAAGGGAAGCAAGGACAGGGAGCCCAAGCCAAAGAGGAAGCGAGAACCUAGAGAGCCAAAGGAACCCAGGAAGGCCAAGGAGCCCAAGAGGGCCAAGGAGCCCAAGGAGCCUAAGCAGAAGGAUGGAGCCAAGAAAGCGCGGAAGCCCCGGGAGGCCUCGGGCACCAAAGAGGCCAAAGAGAAGAGGAGCAGCGCCGACUCUGUAGCCAGGACGAAGUCCAAGAAGGCCAGCAAGGAGCAAGGACCAACCCCAGUGGAGAGAAAGAAGAAAGGAAAGAGGAAAAGUGAAACCACAGUGGAAAGUUUAGAGCUGGAUCAGGGCCUGCCGAACUCAUCCCUGCGGAGUCCUGAGGAGUCCACUGAAUCUGCAGACAGCCAGAAACGACGCUCAGGACGGCAGGUGAAGCGCAGAAAAUACAACGAGGACCUGGACUUCAAAGUGGUAGAUGAUGAUGGGGAAACAAUCGCUGUUCUCGGGGCUGGCCGGACAUCCGCCCUCUCGGCUUCUACACUGGCUUGGCAGGCAGAGGAGCCUCCAGAAGAUGAUGCAAACAUCAUUGAGAAGAUCCUGGCGUCUAAGACCGUCCAGGAGGUUCACCCAGGAGAACCCCCAUUCGACUUGGAGCUAUUCUACGUUAAGUAUAGAAAUUUUUCCUACUUACAUUGUAAAUGGGCCACAAUGGAAGAGCUGGAAAAGGAUCCUCGCAUCGCACAGAAGAUCAAGCGAUUUAGGAAUAAACAAGCCCAGAUGAAGCACAUUUUUACUGAGCCUGAUGAAGACUUGUUCAACCCGGACUAUGUAGAAGUUGAUCGAGUCCUGGAGGUGGCCCACACCAAAGAUGCAGAAACAGGAGAGGAAGUGACGCAUUACCUGGUGAAGUGGUGCUCGCUGCCUUAUGAAGAAAGCACGUGGGAGCUAGAGGAAGACGUAGAUCCUGCAAAAGUUAAAGAAUUUGAGUCUCUUCAGAUUCUCCCUGAAAUUAAGCAUGUGGAGAGGCCUGCUUCAGACUCCUGGCAGAAACUGGAGAAGUCUCGAGAGUAUAAGAACAGUAACCAGCUCCGGGAGUACCAGCUAGAGGGGAUGAACUGGCUUCUUUUUAACUGGUAUAACAGAAAAAACUGUAUUUUGGCUGAUGAGAUGGGCCUCGGGAAAACCAUCCAGUCCAUCACAUUUCUCUCUGAGAUAUUCCUCCGGGGAAUCCACGGCCCAUUCCUCAUCAUCGCCCCACUCUCCACCAUCACGAACUGGGAGCGGGAGUUCCGGACGUGGACAGAGAUGAAUGCCAUUGUGUACCAUGGCAGCCAGAUCAGCAGGCAGAUGAUCCAGCAGUAUGAGAUGGUGUACAGAGACGCACAGGGAAACCCCCUUUCAGGAGUCUUCAAGUUCCAUGUUGUCAUCACAACGUUUGAGAUGAUACUGGCAGACUGCCCAGAGCUGAAAAAGAUUCACUGGAGCUGUGUGAUAAUUGACGAAGCCCACAGAUUGAAGAACAGGAACUGCAAACUUCUGGAGGGUCUAAAGCUCAUGGCCCUGGAACACAAAGUGCUGCUCACUGGGACACCCUUGCAGAACUCUGUGGAGGAGCUCUUCAGCUUGCUGAAUUUUCUGGAGCCAUCACAGUUUCCUUCAGAGACUGCUUUCUUGGAGGAAUUUGGAGAUCUGAAAACAGAGGAACAGGUGAAGAAACUGCAAUCUAUCCUAAAACCCAUGAUGCUUCGGCGGCUGAAAGAUGAUGUGGAAAAGAACCUUGCUCCCAAACAAGAGACGAUCAUUGAAGUAGAGCUGACCAAUAUCCAGAAAAAGUACUACCGUGCUAUCCUGGAGAAGAACUUUUCCUUCCUGACCAAGGGGGCAAAUCAGCACAACAUGCCCAAUCUCAUCAACACCAUGAUGGAGCUGAGAAAGUGCUGUAACCAUCCCUACCUGAUCAAUGGGGCAGAGGAGAAAAUUCUGGAAGAUUUCCGGAAAACCCACAGCCCUGAUGCCCCCGACUUUCAGCUGCAGGCCAUGAUUCAAGCAGCAGGGAAGCUGGUGCUGAUUGAUAAACUGCUCCCUAAGCUGAUUGCAGGUGGUCACAAAGUACUCAUCUUCUCCCAGAUGGUGCGCUGUCUCGAUAUCCUGGAAGAUUAUCUCAUCCAGAGAAGAUACACCUAUGAGCGAAUUGAUGGGCGAGUACGGGGAAACCUGCGCCAGGCAGCCAUCGACCGGUUCUGUAAGCCAGACUCAGACCGCUUUGUCUUUCUUCUGUGCACCAGAGCGGGAGGCCUGGGCAUCAAUCUCACAGCCGCCGAUACCUGCAUCAUAUUUGAUUCAGACUGGAACCCACAAAAUGACUUGCAGGCUCAGGCCCGAUGUCACCGGAUAGGCCAGAGCAAGGCCGUGAAGGUGUAUCGCCUCAUUACUCGGAACUCCUACGAGCGGGAAAUGUUUGACAAGGCCAGCCUAAAGCUGGGCCUGGACAAAGCUGUUCUUCAGGACAUAAACCGAAAGGGCAGCACCAAUGGAGUACAACAGCUCUCAAAAAUGGAGGUAGAGGACCUGCUCCGGAAAGGUGCUUAUGGAGCCUUAAUGGAUGAGGAAGAUGAAGGCUCCAAGUUCUGUGAAGAAGACAUAGACCAGAUUCUGCAGAGAAGAACCCACACCAUCACCAUCCAGUCCGAAGGGAAAGGGUCUACUUUCGCCAAGGCUAGCUUUGUGGCUUCAGGAAACAGGACAGAUAUUUCCUUAGAUGACCCAAACUUUUGGCAGAAAUGGGCUAAAAUAGCUGAACUGGACACUGAAGCAAAGAAUGAAAAGGAGAGCUUAGUGAUCGACCGGCCUCGAGUGAGAAAGCAGACCAAACACUACAAUUCCUUUGAGGAGGAUGAGCUCAUGGAGUUCUCCGAGCUAGACAGUGACUCCGAUGAAAGGCCCACGAGGUCCAGACGCCUCAAUGACAAAACCAGGCGCUACCUCCGAGCUGAGUGCUUCCGGGUGGAGAAGAACCUGCUCAUCUUUGGCUGGGGCCGGUGGAAGGACAUCCUGACUCAUGGGCGAUUCAAGUGGCAUCUGAAUGAGAAGGACAUGGAGAUGAUUUGCCGGGCCCUGCUGGUAUACUGUGUCAAGCAUUACAAGGGGGACGAGAAGAUCAAGAGUUUCAUUUGGGAAUUGAUCACACCUACCAAAGAUGGGCAGGCCCAGACCCUCCAGAACCACUCAGGGUUGUCUGCUCCAGUCCCCAGAGGGAGGAAGGGGAAGAAGACAAAGAACCAGCUGCUGCUCCCAGAGUUAAAGAAUGCAGACUGGCUGGCCACCUGCAACCCCGAGGUAGUCCUCCAUGAUGACGGCUAUAAGAAACACCUCAAACAGCACUGCAAUAAGGUACUUUUGCGAGUCCGGAUGCUGUACUACCUAAAAGCUGAAAUACUGGGAGAGGCAGCUGAGAAAGCGUUUGAAGGAACCCCUGCCAGGGAACUAGAAGUGCCUCUGCCUGACAUUGACUACGUGGAGAUCCCAGUGGAUUGGUGGGACGCUGAGGCCGAUAAGUCCCUUCUGAUAGGCGUGUUCAAACAUGGGUAUGAGAGGUACAAUGCCAUGCGAGCAGACCCGGCACUUUGCUUCCUGGAGAAAGUCGGGAUGCCAGAUGAGAAGUCCCUUUCUGCAGAACAGGGUGUUACGGAUGGGACCCCAGACAUUCCUGACAGAGGCAACAUGGAUAAAGAAGACAACACUGAAGACAAGUUAGAUGGCCUGCAGAAGCAAAUGGAGAGUUCCCGUGAUGGAGGUGAUGGCAUUUUUGGCGAAAAGAAGGAUGACAGCCAGGCAGCCCAGGAUGGCUCCGACCCAGACAAAUCACCCUGGCCAGUUUCAUCUGCACUCACGGCUCGCCUCAGACGUCUGGUCACUGUGUACCAGCGCUGUAACCGCAAAGAACUCUGCCGACCAGAAAUCCUGGGACCAGGUAACCAAGGAUACUGGGUCCAGGAAGAGAUGUUCAGGAGAACCUCAGAAAUGGAUCUCAUCAACAAGGAAGCUCAAAAGAGGUGGACUAGGAGAGAGCAAGCCGACUUCUACAGAGCAGUGUCCUCCUUUGGGGUUGUUUAUGAUCAAGAAAAGAAAACUUUUGACUGGACACAGUUCCGCAUCAUUUCCCGUUUGGACAAGAAGUCGGAUGAGAGCCUGGAGCACUACUUCUAUAGUUUUGUGGCCAUGUGCCGGAACGUCUGUCGUCUGCCCACAUGGAAGGAUGGCGGUCCCCCAGAUCCCAGCAUCUACGUGGAACCCAUCACUGAGGAACGGGCCGCGAGAACUCUGUACCGCAUCGAACUGCUGCGGAAGGUCCGAGAGCAAGUGCUGAGGUGUCCGCAGCUGCACGAGCGCCUCCAGCUCUGCAGGCCCAGCCUCUACCUCCCGGUCUGGUGGGAGUGUGGGAAGCACGAUCGAGACCUGCUCGUCGGCACCGCCAAACAUGGGCUGAACCGCACUGACUAUUACAUCAUGACCGACCCCCAGCUGUCCUUCCUGGACGCCUACAGAAACUAUGCCCAACAUAAGAGAACGGACACCCAGGCACCAGAAAGUCUCUGUUGCCUUUACCAGACCAACUCCAAACUAUACGAAUCUCUCACAUACACUCAGAUGAGCAGGACUUCAGAGCCCCUUGAAAAUGAGCCUGAGAAUCUAGUGAAAAUAGAAGGUAGAGAUGAUCAUCUGGCUGCACCUGCGGGCAGUUUAUCCGACAUGACUUGUGAAAACUUUAUUUCUAAAGUUCAGGAUGUCAUUUCCAUCCCCCACGAUGAACGUCUGCUGCCUGAGUCCUUGGAGGGCAUGAUGUAUGGUAAGAAGGCCCUGAGUCGGAAGCCGGGCUCUUUUCAGGAGAGCCGCACUACCAGGACAGAACCCAGAAGGGAUGCUCUGGCCGUCUCGGCCAGCGAGGAUGGGAAUUGGCAGCCUGGUGGCCGCGAGGCAGAAACAUCUGCAGGCCCCUCUUUUAUGGACAGCUUAGAAGCAGGAGUAGCUCAGAUGAACAUCAAAAAUGGAAAACAUCUGUUGCUGUCUCUUUCGAGGGAAGGGGAGCUCUGCAGUGACACGGGGCAGAGACCUGAAAGCAUUGGGCAGCUAGAAGCCAAAUGCUUAGCUUCCCCUUCCUUGGAUCAAGGAAAUGAAAGUGGGUUUGUAGAUAUGUGCAAUCUUAGUGUCUGUGACUCCAGAAGAAGCCUGUCAUCAGAUCAGCAAUUAAUUGAUUUAUUAGAAAACAAAAGUUUAGAAAGUAAAUUGGUUUUGAGUCAGAACCACAGCGAUGAGGAGGAGGAAGAGGAGAAUGAAGAGGAGAAUGUAGGCGUGGCCGCAGGCCUGAGGCAAAGGCCCGAGGUUGUGCAUCUAGCCGAGCCCACUGCUGAUAUCCUGAGGGAAAAGAGCCGAGGCUUCCAUGUGGAGGAGGCCAUGAGCCAGAGCCCUGGACUGCAGGGGGCAUUUCCUCCAGCAGCCUGUCUGUGUCACUGCAAGCACCCAGAGGGGUGGACGCGUGGCCUCGAGAGCGAGGAGCUGGAAGUGGAGAAACCCAAGGGUUAUAACCCAGACAUGUACAGAAACAAGACCAAUAGUGUCACAGUGGAGCCUGAGCCCCCUGCUCCUCCGGCAGAGCCGUGUCAGGGGAAGCACGAGCUGUUAAAAGAGCCUUGGAAGGACAGUGCUGAGGGGAAAAAAGCUUUCGCUGUGUAUCCGGAGGCCAGUGAGCUCAAGUCCGAAGACAUGGAUUUUGAGAGUAAAGAUGAUUAUGACCGAGACGGGAACGGCCAUGCUCAAGCCUUCUUUACAGAUUACCCAGGGAAAUAUUCUGAAGAGGAGACCAAAAGCUCGACAUCAGGCAUUGCAGGAGACCUUGGGGAUGACCUGCAGGAGGCUCGGGCUCCCACCAUUGCUCAGCUGCUCCAGGAGAAGACCCUCUUUUCCUUCUCCGAGUGGCCAAAGGAUCGCGUGAUAAUCAACCGCCUGGAUAAUAUCUGCCACGUGGUGUUAAAGGGGAAGUGGCCGUCCGGCCCGCGGUACGAGCCCUCGGGCACCCUGCCCCCGCCGGCGUUAAGCAGCAGUACUUGUUCUCGGGGGAGCCUCUCGGAGCCAGAAGCGACCGAACUCGGCUUCAGCGGGGGUGCAGCAUUGGUGGCCCCGAUCCAGAAGGAGACCUUCCUGGCUCCAGUAUUCACAAAGGAUGACCAGAAGCACAGACGUCCCUACGAGUUUGAGGUGGAGAGGGAUGCAAAGGCCCGGAGCCUGGAACAGUUCUCUGCUACCCACGGGCACCCCCCCAUCGUCCUCAAUGGCUGGCACGGGGAAUCCGCAAUAGAUCUCUCCUGCACAUCAGAGGGGUCCCCGGGAGUCACGUCUCCUUUCCCAGUGAGCGCCAGCACCCCUAAGAUCGGGGCUAUCGGUUCACUUCAAGGAGCUCUUGGCAUGGACUUGUCUGGGAUUCUGCAAGCUGGCCUGAUCCAUCCAGUGACGGGACAGAUUGUCAAUGGAAGCCUCAGAAGAGAUGACGCUGCCACAAGGAGGCGGAGGGGGAGACGGAAACAUGUUGAAGGAGGAAUGGACCUCAUCUUUUUGAAGGAGCAGACACUUCAGGCAGGAAUCUUGGAAGUCCAUGAAGACCCAGGGCAGGCCCCCCCGAACACCUCACACCCUGAAGGGCCAGUGGCUGCCACUUCGGCCCCCGAGCCAGCCCCAGCAGCCGGCAGCCAGGCGGAGAAAGCCAUUCCCAGCAAGAGUCUGCUUGACUGGCUGAGGCAGCAGGCCGACUACUCCUUAGAGGUUCCCGGUUUGGGAGCAAAUUUUUCAGACAAACCAAAGCAGAGGAGGCCACGCUGUAAGGAACCUGGAAAAUUAGACGUCAACUCCCUGAGUGGGGAAGAGAGGGUUCCCGCUGUCCCCAAGGAGCCAGGACUAAGGGGCUUUCUCCCAGAAAACAAGUUCAAUCACACCCUGGCUGAGCCUGUUCUUCGAGAUGCGGGCCCCCGCAGAAGGGGGCGGCGGCCUCGGAGCGAGCUCCUGAAGGCUCCUGCCCUCACGGCGGACUCUCCCUCGGGGAUGGGGCCAUUGUUCAUGAACGGACUGAUCGCUGGGAUGGACCUGGUAGGGCUCCAGAACAUGAGAAACAUGCCAGGCAUCCCCCUCACGGGCCUGGUGGGGCUGCCGGCGGGCUUUGCUGCCAUGCCCGCAGGGGAAGAGUCCAGAAGCACCCUGAGCAUGCUGCCCAUGGUGCUGCCAGGAAUGGCUGCGGUGCCCCAGAUGUUUGGCCUCGGGGGCCUCCUCAACGCGCCCAUGGCGACCGCCUGCACCUCCACCGCUCCAGCGCCUCUGUCAAGCACAACAAAAAGUGGUCCACCGGUGCCCGAAAAGACUGUAGAGGACAAGCCAAGUAGCCAUGAUGUAAAGUCGGACACAUUGGCUGAAGACAAGCCUGGUCCUGGUCCAUUUUCUGAUCAGUCCGAACAUGCAAUAACCACCAGUAGUCCUGUGGCUUUUAACCCAUUUCUCAUCCCAGGAGUGUCUCCUGGACUGAUUUACCCAUCCAUGUUUCUCUCCCCUGGCAUGGGCAUGGCUCUGCCCGCAGUGCAGCAGGCCAGACACUCGGAAGUUACAGGUCUGGAGAGCCAGAAGAGGAAGAAGAAGAAAACAAAAGGGGACAGCCUGAACCCCAACCCCGAGCCCACUCCCAGGUCCGAAAAGGAGCCAGGCAGCGAUCAGAACUGCCCCGAAUCCAGGACCCCCGGGCCCCCAGACAGAGAACAUGCAGCCCAGGCCAGGGAAGGGGGCCUCAAAGACUCUAACAGUGACACCAAUUAGAACUUUUUCAUUUAAGAAAUGAUUGUGACUUGUAAGUUUCUUAUCCCAUAAAGGUUUGUUACUUCCUCACUUCACCUUCAUAAGAACCUGUGUUUCCAUAAGUAAUAUUACCUACCUAAUUUUCUGAGAACUGUGGUCACAGAUGUUAAUAGUCGCAGGGUCUUGCCACUUCGUUAGCUGAGUGUCGUCGACCCAGUGUAGGAGGCACCAAAUGCUCAUUCUGUUACCCAGUGGUUCAUUCCAGCAGCCGUAGCUGAUACAGCACUUGGUGACAUGCCCCGCCCCCACUUCUCCAAGUUUCCCCCUUAUUUGAGGAGGGACAAUGGCAAAAGAAAGCUGUCUAGGGAUUUACCAUUAAAGGGCCGAAGAACAGAGACCGUGAGGAGCUCUUUCUUUCCAUGAGCUGUGUUGAAUGGGAAGCAUGUAAUGGGGAAACCAAAAAGCACAGAAAAAGGAAGUGCUGGUGCAUAUUUUUUAGUUCAAAUAUUUCCCUAUUUUAUCAUGAUGACUAAAUGAAUAGUAUAGACAGAAGUAUAUAACUAAUGGUUGAAAAUGCAUAUAUAUUCAUUUCUUUAUAAAACAAAACCUUACUGGUAGUAACAGGACAUCCCCCCUCAUGGUUUUUCAGACACGUGCAGCAAGAAGAAAUACUGACUAGGCAUUAUUUUAUACAUGUGUGUGCUCUCUCCCCCAAGUUAAAGGAUCACUCUCAGUUUGAAAAAGCUUUACACACCCGGAUUUCCUGCCGGCAGUGGGGGCGGGCGAGGGGCUCGCCCUCCGUGGGGCCGCACGCUGCUCAUAAGCACACGGCUGCCAUCUGCUCACCUCGUUCUCAAGAAUCUCUCCGGCCGCUACCAGGGCCCUAGCGGGUUUUUACCUUGUGCUUCCCUUCACCAAGAAUAAGGCUCUUUCUGGAGCCUGGGAGAGUCUCGUCACUCAACACUUUUACACCUUGCUAGUCCCUUCGUCAGAAUUAUUUGAGGUUGUCAGAACAUGUGUGCGCCACCUUUUAUAAAACGACUGUGAACGUUUGUUUCUCCUCUCUGUUUUUUUCUCUCUUCGGUUUCCAUUUUGCAGUUGGACCCAGAUUCCAAAUCACGUUAGCCGAGACGGUUGCAAGUUAACAUCAUUUUCCCUUCUUCCUCACUCGGGAAGCCCCUGCCUGAGGGGCCCUCAUCCCACUUUCUGUCCCUUCCCACUUGUGUUCCAUCCCUCCGGAGGGUCUUACUCUUUAUCGACAGUUCACACUCUGAGACUUGAAUUAAGCUCAUGGUUCAGGACUCUGGGGGCACAGGGCUGUGCAGGACCGUUGGAAAUGUUGGAAGUGUUACUAGUACCAGUUUCACUUUGUAUUGUCACAAUUUACUGUAUUUUUUACUUUUUCUGUUACCGUUUUGCUAAUUUAUCAGAAGGUCCAAAAGUUUGACAUAACUGUUUCAGUUUGCAUUAUUUAUUUAUGAUGCUUUUGUCAUUGUCUUUUAUACAUUUGGGAUUAUAAAUUAUGUAAAUGUUAAAAUGA
This is a messenger RNA of Mirounga angustirostris (Northern elephant seal), 14680 nucleotides long. It is a transcript of the gene CHD6, whose product is annotated as chromodomain helicase DNA binding protein 6. Lineage: Eukaryota; Metazoa; Chordata; Mammalia; Carnivora; Phocidae. Bases 4993 to 13161 code for a protein of 2722 amino acids. The transcript is spliced from 37 exons. The record is from RefSeq and is a predicted model, not a curated record. Gene Ontology annotation, molecular function: ATP-dependent chromatin remodeler activity; protein binding; ATP binding.